Molecule: messenger RNA, 1292 nt
Organism: Xenopus laevis (African clawed frog)
Lineage: Eukaryota; Metazoa; Chordata; Amphibia; Anura; Pipidae
Gene: gng10.S
Product: guanine nucleotide binding protein (G protein), gamma 10 S homeolog
Exons: 3
Coding region: 286-492 (68 amino acids)
Biological process (GO): G protein-coupled receptor signaling pathway
Cellular component (GO): heterotrimeric G-protein complex; plasma membrane
Molecular function (GO): G-protein beta-subunit binding
Source: RefSeq, a predicted model, not a curated record
UUGCAAAAAAUAUCCAAUUUCCCUUGCUGUUGAUGUGCAGUCCCACUAGCUACCAGCAGAUGGCCCCUAAAUAAAAACCAGUGGCAUUGAAUACUGGAGGAGCUUGCAAGCUGUGUUACUUUGAGGGCUGCAGGAUGGGUAGGAGUCAGUUUGGGAGUUUAGAAGUUGUCUGUGAGAUCAUUUCCUGCCACAGAUCUCUCCAGGGAUCACAACUGUGUGUUGCAGCAGGAGCUGGGUGCAGCUUUCAUCACUUAUCCAUUAACUGAGUGCAUCCCCUUGGCAAUAAUGUCUUCCAGCUCUAACUUCAGUACAAUGCAGAGAGUGGUGGAGCAGCUGAAGCUGGAAGCCAGCGUGGAACGGAUUAAGGUCUCCCAAGCAGCAGCAGAACUACAGCAGUAUUGCAUGCAGAAUGCUUGUAAGGAUGCACUGCUGGUGGGAAUGCCUGCUGGAAGCAACCCAUUCCGAGAGCCAAGAUCCUGUGCAUUGCUCUGAACAACCUCUGCCAUUAUAUAACAUUUGUCACUAAUGUCUGUUUCCCACUUUCUGCUUUGGAAGAAGACUGGUUGCCUUUCCUGUGCCAUUCCAACUGAUGUGGCAAAACUGCUUUCUAUAUUUAUUAAUUAUUUCAUAGGGUGUUUUAUGAACUAUUUUGGUAAUAUUUGGAAAUAAAUAAGACUCAAUGAAAAAAAUGUUUUGGCUAACAUUUUUUAGGUAGCGACACUGUUUUGGCUAGUUAUAAAUACUACAGUAUGUUGUUCUAAGAGAAUGGCUUUUAUACAGAUUAUAUUAUUAUUUUACAUCCCCAGAUGGUGCAUGACACACUGGGGCUUAUUAUGAACAGAGUUAUAUUAAGCAUUGCCCAGGACGAUCAUGGCUGUUUGUGAUCUCUUCUCAGAAGGCCUUUUAUCUAUCUUUCUGAUUGGUUACUAAGGUGAGGCAGGGUUACAAAUGAAUUGAAUCACACUUUUUUAUGUGAACGAUCCUCUCAUUAAUACUUACUUUACUGGAACCUUUUGCCCUGACAAUUUUUUAAAGGUGACAUAUACAGCAACAGCUGAGGUGUAGUCCCAGGUUUUGCCCAAGGAAACCUAUUGUAUGCUCUGGCUGAACAUGCAAAUGUAAACUCAUCAACAUAACAAGAAUGGUGUAUUAACUGUACUUGUGUAAACAGCCUUUACUGAACACAUUCUGUUUAUACAAUUCUAAUUGUACAUCAUAAUUUCUACAGAAAUGUAAUAAAACAAUUAUGUGUAAUUUCAGUAACAAUGUAAUAAUUAAACUAAGAGUUAAUA